Molecule: messenger RNA, 564 nt
Organism: Pseudocercospora fijiensis CIRAD86
Lineage: Eukaryota; Fungi; Ascomycota; Dothideomycetes; Mycosphaerellales; Mycosphaerellaceae
Exons: 3
Coding region: 1-564 (187 amino acids)
Source: RefSeq, a predicted model, not a curated record
AUGGGGGACUCACACUCAGAUCAAAGCUCCGAGGACUGGGUAGCUACCAUCGAGAAGGAGGUGAAGAAACUGAGCGUCAAAGGUACAUAUCAAAAGUCUAUGCCCGGUCCCAGCUAUGUUUGCUCACGAGAACCUUCAGAUUCCAAUCCAGGAAAGGCUCAAGAGUACGACCUCUACGAACCAGACAAGCCAACCACCCCAACGAAGAAGGUUCGCAUCAAGCUGGAGGACGCCAGUCCCAAGCAGGUUGUUCGUCCAAAGUCUGAGAGCCGGAAGGACAGUAAGAAGCCGGUGAUGAAUCGGACGAAACCUUACUACUCCUUCACCACUGUCGCCGAUGCCAUCCAGGCGUUUGCAGUAGCUCUGAGCCACGACCGCGGCACCCUUCUUGGCGAUGUUCUGCACAACUUUCGCCCCAACCCGCUCGAGCUCACUGCCAACGACGUGCUGAGGGUUCGCUCCAAAGCUGCGGAGUUGCAGACGGAUGACAUCUUCGAAAAGGUCAACUUGACUCUCGUCCAAGCCGUCAUCCCGAAGGCGGUGGUCAAGAAAGAGAGUGAGUAG